Molecule: messenger RNA, 1770 nt
Organism: Zasmidium cellare ATCC 36951
Lineage: Eukaryota; Fungi; Ascomycota; Dothideomycetes; Mycosphaerellales; Mycosphaerellaceae
Exons: 2
Coding region: 1-1770 (589 amino acids)
Biological process (GO): DNA-templated transcription; regulation of transcription by RNA polymerase II
Cellular component (GO): chromatin
Molecular function (GO): DNA-binding transcription factor activity, RNA polymerase II-specific; zinc ion binding; RNA polymerase II cis-regulatory region sequence-specific DNA binding
Source: RefSeq, a predicted model, not a curated record
AUGGGAUUGGAUGCUCCUUUCUACUACGUGAUGCCGGAAGCUCUUGGAAAUCAACAAAUCUUCAACGAGUCAUAUCAAGAUAUAGAACCCAGCAUCAUUCGAGCAAAUUGGUCGUCGAAACUCCCCACCGGCGACCCCGAGAGUGUCCACGAGCUCAAACGGAUCCCUUGCUUCUGGACGGUGACUCAAGGCCAGCACGAUAAUAUAGAGGCUGAGCUGCAGCCAUAUCGGCCUGCACUUUCCGAGUUUGUGCUUCCUUCGGCAUUGGCUUUGAGUCGCUACCUGGGAGGUUAUAUGGAAGACUUCCAGGACCAUCAAGCCAUCAUCCACACUGCGACUUACCGUCUCCAGGAGGCAUCUGGACAUCCCGAGCUGAUGCUGGCUGUCUGUGCGUGUAGAGCUCUCACCAGAUACGAGAGGAGGUCAGCGAUUCGCCUCUUCCGUGCCAGCAAAGUAGUGAUCGACAUACGAAAUAGCCGAAAUGGCAUGACAGCGUUCAAUAGAAGACAACAGGAUACCCAAGUCCAGACUGAUGAUGCAUCUGUUGCCGAGUGUGAUUUACGGAUCGCACAAGCAGCGAUGCUUCUAUCUACGUUCGCAAUCAUGGAGGGUAAACACGAAUUGAUCAACGAUGCGACCUCGUUGAACUACAUACUUAUCGACUUCGUACGGAAAUACGGUACGGCAACGUCUUCUGAUUCUCAUGAACACUCAGCUUCAUGGCGGGACUGGGCACUUGAAGAGAGUAGACGGCGAACACAAUGUGCGAUUUUCAACAUCUUGAACAUGCACACCAUGGCCCUCGAUUCGGCUCCUGGUCUGUUGAGUAGUCUACUUGACUGCUUUCUACCGUGUUCAACACCAGAAUGGACCGCCAGCACCGAGCACGAUUGGUUGAAUGCCCGAAAAUUUGCACCAGAAGUGGUAUCUUUCCAACAAGCCUAUGCAGCCCUGUUUGACACUUCCGAGCCGCACUCGUGCACACACUCUCCCUUGGGCAACCUCACCCUGAUCAGCGCCAUUCUCCAGCGCAUUUACCAUGCCCGACAACUCCAAGUCAGCUCUAUUGAGACGCUGAGAGACAGUGACCUGGAGGAGAUCGAGAUAGCUCUGGAUCGAUGGACUCAUGCAUGGAAGCAAGCGCCUGAAUCGAUCUUGGACCCGCGAAAUCCAGAUGCUUCCAAUUCAUUCACCUCGACCUCAUAUCUAGGCCUGGCUUACGUCCGACUGCAUGCUACGUAUGGCGCACGAAGAAGACUCUGCGAUUGGCAGCCAAGAACCGCAGGCGCGAGCCUGUACCAAGCGCCUCUGCCUCAACGAGCCCCGAGGAUGGAACCUGCUCUCCUGCAUGCUGCUCAAGCUCUUGCAACGCCGGUCAAGUUCGGCAUCGAAUACAUGGGACGCAAGCAGUUCCACUAUUGGGAUCUGCAGAACUUUAUAUGGCACCUUGAGGCCGCCGUCUUUCUUAGCAAAUGGUUUCUGGGAUUUGCGGAGACGUGUCAAUAUAAUCCGCCGUCUGACUUCGAGCUCAGACUUAUAUCAUCUGUCACCAACCUCGUCGACAAAGGGGAAGAAUCGAUCGACCCGGGUCUAUUACCUGAUGUGGAGAUGACCAUCGGCCAGACGACUGCGAAUAUAGCCUUUUCUCUGAGCCGUCGUAGUGCAAAGUUAUGGACAUGUCUGUAUCAUAAGCAGAACAGUCCUUGGGGCCUUGUUGAUAUGAUCGGCCAGAGUUUGGCGGAGUAUGAAAAGUUGAUGGCUGGUUCUUGA